Frieseomelitta varia is the source of this 2087-nucleotide messenger RNA. It is a transcript of the gene RpA-70, whose product is annotated as replication protein A 70 kDa DNA-binding subunit. Bases 148 to 1926 code for a protein of 592 amino acids. Gene Ontology annotation, biological process: meiotic cell cycle; telomere maintenance via telomerase; DNA replication. Gene Ontology annotation, cellular component: DNA replication factor A complex; nucleus. Gene Ontology annotation, molecular function: damaged DNA binding; single-stranded telomeric DNA binding. The record is from RefSeq and is a predicted model, not a curated record. The transcript has 13 exons. NCBI's taxonomy places the organism in Eukaryota, Metazoa, Arthropoda, Insecta, Hymenoptera, Apidae.
UUAGAUUUACGUAUCUUUGGUUGAUGUGUAAAAGUAGCGGGAAACAUACGUUCCAAGAAAUACCAACAUAAAAAUCGUUUUCUAAGACGGAGAAAAAUCGUUAACUUUGUUUGACAUUUUACAAAUAAUUCGUUGUUGUUUUGCAAAAUGUAUUCACUUACGGAAGGAGCACUGGACAAAAUCAUGAACGGGGUUGAAGUCGAGAAGCCGAUAUUGCAAAUAUUGGGUCACAAAAAGUUAUCUAGCUCGAGCAGCGGAGAACGUUACAGGCUUCUUGUAUCUGAUGGAAAACGAGUGAAUUCAUUUACGAUGCUGGCUACGCAAUUGAAUUCAAUGAUAACCGAUAACAUAUUAACAGAAUUUUCCAUUUGCCAAAUAAACAGAUAUGCUAUAAGCAUGGUUAAUAAUGGUGGCAAACAAAAACGAGUAAUGGUGAUAUUAAAUAUUGAUAUGAAAGUUCCUGGUGAGCAAGUUGGACAGAAAAUUGGUAACCCAACGAACGCUGAAGCUGAUGGUGAUUCCAAAUCAACAUCUGGACAAUCUGCACAAACUGUUCAGCAAGGUAGCUUGAUGCCAAAGCAUAAUUUUCAACAAGCUUCUACUAGCGAUAUAACUACGACCCCGAUUGUUGCAUUGAGUCCUUAUCAUAACAGAUGGGUAAUAAAAGCGCGAAUUGUCAGUAAAUCUGGUAUCAGAACAUGGAGCAAUUCACGUGGUGAAGGGAAAUUAUUUUCUAUGGAUCUUGUAGAUGAGAGUGGAGAAAUCAGAUGUACUGCGUUUAGAGAUCAGUGUGAUAAGUUCUACGAUAUGCUUGAGGUUGAUAAAGUUUAUUAUAUUUCCAAAGCAACUUUGAAAAGCGCAAACAAGCAAUUCAAUAAUUUAAAGAACGAUUAUGAGAUGACUCUGACUGGUGAUUCAGAAAUCAUUCCAUGUCACGAUGCUGGAAACGAUAUUCCAUCUCUUCAGUUUGAUUUUAUUCCAAUAUCUGACAUAGAGCAAAAACAAGCAAAUGACUUAAUAGAUGUAUUGGCUAUUGUGAAAUCUUGCAGUGAUUUGCAAAUGCUAGUGUCACGAAAUACAGGUAGAGACAUGAAAAAGAGAAACGUUAAUCUUGUUGAUGAGAGCAAUAUUAUGGUAUGUCUUACAUUAUGGGGAACGCAAGCUGAAGAAUUUAACAGAAGUGACAAUCCGGUUUUAGCUAUCAAAGGAGCGCGUAUUGGCGAGUUUAAUGGUGGAAAGAACUUGUCUACUCUUAGUUCAACUGUUAUUCAAAUUGAUCCAGAUAUUCCAGCAGCACAUAAGUUACGAGGUUGGUUUAACACACUCGGGCAUAACGAAGAAACUAAGUCACUUUCAAGAACAUUUGAAAAUAUGUCUGAAUCGACUGGGUCAUUGAUCACAUUUGCCGAGGCAAAAGCAAAUAACCUUGGUGAAAAGGGUGUUGACGUGUACACGGUGAAGGCGACUAUUAAUUUGUUACGCAGUGAAAAUGCUUUAUAUAGAUCUUGCCCUUCUGAAAAUUGCAAAAAGAAAGUGAUAGAUCAAGCAAAUGGCAUGUUUAGAUGUGAAAAAUGUAACAAAGAGUAUCCCAACUUCAUCUAUCGUUUACUUGGAAAUGUAAGUUUGGCAGAUUGGACAGAUAAUCUGUGGGUUACAACAUUCAAUGACGAAGCAGAGAAAAUAUUAGAUGCCACAGCUCCAGAGCUUGGAGAAUUGAAGGACAAUGAUAACGAUGUAUUCCUUGAAAAGUUUGGUAACGCAACAUUUAAAAGCUUCAUAUUUAAGAUAAGAGCAAAAAUGGAAACGUUCAAUGAGGAGAACAGAUUAAGAACAACAUGUAUUGGUAUAAUCCCAAUCGAUUAUAGAGUUUACAAUAAACAUUUAAUAGCCAAAAUCAAAGAAUUAUCUGGUAUCGAUAACGCUUAAAGUUUUUCAGUUUGUGAUAUGUUUUUUCCAGUAAUAUACGGUAUGAGUUUACCAAGAAAUCUUUUUUUUUAAGAAAAAUAGUUUUUUUUACAUAAUUAAUUUAUCAUAUAUUGAAUUAAAAGUACAUGCUUUCCUACAUAAAUAAAUAAUAGUUUUUUAUA